Messenger RNA from Trichogramma pretiosum, 1145 nucleotides. Its product is annotated as zinc finger protein 529-like. The transcript is spliced from 4 exons. Lineage: Eukaryota; Metazoa; Arthropoda; Insecta; Hymenoptera; Trichogrammatidae. Bases 141 to 1145 code for a protein of 334 amino acids. The record is from RefSeq and is a predicted model, not a curated record. Gene Ontology annotation, molecular function: DNA-binding transcription factor activity; RNA polymerase II cis-regulatory region sequence-specific DNA binding. Gene Ontology annotation, biological process: regulation of transcription by RNA polymerase II.
UUGAAUUUCUCAGUUCGUUAGUGUUUACAAAUAAUAUCAGUGAACGAGUAUAGGUUAAAUCGAUUUCAAGUGCUGUCUACUGGAGGGCGUUUAGCCUCGAAUAUUUUCUCAAAUUAUCAGUAAAUAACUAUAAUGAAGCAAUGAUGGGAAGCAAAGAGGAUACAGUUAGAGUGAAAGAAGAGCCGAAGGAAACUUGUCCAGAUGUAAGCAACGGUUAUAAUUUUGAUUCGAUGGACUCUUGCGAAGUCAAAAACGUUAAAACAUGCAAAGUUUUUAAAUCUUCGGAACAUCGUGUGAAUGAGGUUAUGGCGCUACAGGAAAAUUUUGAUGAAAAAAUAUUUGUUGAUAUAGAAUGCAAACAUGUGAAACUUGAAGAGACGUCUCCAUCAACAACCAUCUGCAAAAAUGAGUAUCAGAUUUAUUCAUCCGUUAUUAAAGUAGAAAAACAAAUUCCGACUAGUUACUUAAAAGAAAAAAGUUUAUUGAUUUUGAUAAAAAAAGAUUUCGAUUAUUAUAAUAAUUGUCUCUUUAAAAUAAAUCCUCGAAUGAAAAUUGUAGAGUAUAAAGAUAAGAAAAUAUUCAAAAGAACACCUCAAACCAAAUACUCUCACCAGUGUAAAAUUAAUCGAAAACUUAAUGAAGAAAAAGAAGAAGAAGUGAGUUUAAAAAGACAUAUCAACAAAAAGUAUAAGAGCAUUAGAAAAUAUGAAUGUAAAAUUUGUCUCAAAGUAUUUCGUUACCAGAGCUCUUUCAAACGUCACGUCAACGUAGUACAUGAUCGGAUCAAACCCUUUGAAUGUGAGAUUUGUCACAAUUCAUUUGGAGUAAGGAGUAGCCUCAGAAUUCACAUGAAUACAGUACAUAAUCGAAGCAAACCCUUUGAAUGUGAGAUUUGUCACAGAUCAUUUGGAAGAAAAGGUGACCUGAAACUUCACAUAAUUACAGUACAUGAUCGUAGCAAACCCUUUGAAUGUGACAUUUGUCACAAAUCGUUUGGUCGCAAGGAUAGUUUAAAAUUUCACAUAAAUGUAGGUAACCUUAGUAAGCACAUAAAUGUUGUACAUAGUAAGAAAAAAACCUUCGAAUGUGAAAUAUAUCACAAAUCAUACGGGUGCCAGAACUACCUUAAAACUCACAAAAUGUAG